Molecule: messenger RNA, 405 nt
Organism: Homo sapiens (human)
Lineage: Eukaryota; Metazoa; Chordata; Mammalia; Primates; Hominidae
Gene: H4C3
Product: H4 clustered histone 3
Exons: 1
Coding region: 16-327 (103 amino acids)
Cellular component (GO): nucleosome; nucleus; chromosome
Molecular function (GO): structural constituent of chromatin; protein heterodimerization activity; DNA binding
Source: RefSeq, marked reviewed
ACUGCGAUAGGAAUCAUGUCUGGUCGCGGCAAAGGCGGAAAAGGCUUGGGGAAGGGUGGUGCUAAGCGCCAUCGUAAGGUGCUCCGGGAUAACAUCCAGGGCAUUACAAAACCGGCUAUUCGCCGUUUGGCUCGGCGCGGUGGCGUCAAGCGCAUUUCCGGUCUUAUCUAUGAGGAGACUCGAGGUGUGCUUAAGGUUUUCUUAGAGAACGUUAUUCGAGACGCCGUCACCUAUACGGAGCACGCCAAGCGCAAAACUGUCACAGCCAUGGAUGUAGUAUAUGCCCUAAAACGUCAGGGGCGCACUCUGUAUGGCUUCGGCGGCUGAAUCUAAGAAUACGCGGUCUCCUGAGAACUUCAAAAAACAAAAACAAAAAAACCCAAAGGCCCUUUUCAGGGCCGCUCA